AUGCAAGUCUAUAUGCAAGCUCAAGGUGUUUGGGAUGUCGUUGAGUCUAAAAAUCCAGUUGAUCCUCAUUCAGACCAGAUUGCAUUGGCAGCAAUCUUUCAAUGGAUCACCGAAGACACCCUGUUACAGUUGGGGGUAAAGAAAUCAGCUAAAGAGAAAUGGGAUGCUCUCAAGGUUAUGAACCUCGGUGCAGAGAGGGUCAAAGAAGUACGAGCACAAGCUCUUAGAUGGGAGCUCGAAAGCAUAAGAAUGGAAAAUGGUGAGUCUGUCGAUGAUUUCACCGGAAAAAUCUCAACUGUUGUCAACAAGCUCCAAGCACUUGGAGAAGUGGUUAAUGAAACAUAUGUAGUUAAGAAAAUGUUGCGUUCAGUAUCCCCUAAGUAUCUUCAGAUUGCCUCAACCAUAGACAAAUUCAGAAAUCUGUAUGUAAAGAUGAUUGAAGAAGUAACUGAUUCUCUCAAAGCUCACGAGGAGAGGUUGCGGAGCUACGACUCUAGAAUAGACGAACACGUGCUACUCACUAAAGGAGAGUGGAAAGCACGAGCUGAGUCCUCAAAAACCAAUGAAAAGCCUGAAAGGAAGAAACAUAAUGAGGCACAUUUAGUGGAACAAUUCGAAGAGGAGUCGACGUUGUUGAUGCUAGAAACCAGUGAGCUGAUUCACAUCGGUGAAGAGAAGGAAGAGGAGCUAAUGCUGAAUGAAGAACAGAUGCAUGACUUUGAAGGAGUAGAAACGAAAGGAACCAUGUGGUACUAUGAUAUGGGGGCAAGCAAUCAUAUGACAAGCAACAAGCAGGCCUUAACCGAUCUUGAUGAAACAGUCAAAGGGAAUGUCAAGUUCGGUGAUGGUUCCGUCGUCAAGCUCGACGAAUCAGGAGCAAAAGUGGUGGUGAAUGGAGGAAUUCUCAGAGUAUAUGACGCAAAGGACAGGUUGAUAGCCAAGGUGCAGAGAACUGAAAAUUGUCUGUAUACGAUGAGGAUGAUACAAGCUAAACCGAAGUGCCACUUGACAAGGUUGUCAGGAAAGUCGUGCCUAUGGCAUGCACGCUAUGGGCAUCUUAACUAUCAAGCUUUACGCAAGCUUGCACAAGAAAGAAUGGUGAAAGGAUUACUAGAGAUAGAAUGGCAUGGAAGACUCCCGAGUGUUCAUCAUAUGCGUGUUUUUUGUUGCAUUGCAUAUGCCAAAAACACAGCUCCUCACUUGAGAAAAUUGGAUGACAGAAGCAUGAAGCUGGUUUUAUUGGGAUAUGAACCAGGGUCCAAAGCAUACCAAUUGGAUAGUCGGGAUGUUGUGUUUCAGGAAGAAGAGAAGUGGAAAUGGUAA
Messenger RNA from Manihot esculenta (cassava), 1323 nucleotides. RefSeq lists its product as uncharacterized. The transcript has 3 exons. The coding region runs from base 1 to 1323 and encodes 440 amino acids. Lineage: Eukaryota; Viridiplantae; Streptophyta; Magnoliopsida; Malpighiales; Euphorbiaceae. Gene Ontology annotation, molecular function: oxidoreductase activity, acting on paired donors, with incorporation or reduction of molecular oxygen, reduced ascorbate as one donor, and incorporation of one atom of oxygen. The record is from RefSeq and is a predicted model, not a curated record.